AUGGUUCAGAUCAAAGCAGCUGCUCUGGCCGUUCUUUUUGCCAGCAAUGUGCUCGCCAAUCCCAUCGAGCCCCGCCAGGCCUCAGUGAGCAUCGAUGCCAAAUUCAAGGCGCACGGCAAGAAGUACCUGGGCACCAUUGGCGACCAGUACACCCUGAACAAGAACGCAAAGACCCCGGUCAUCAUCAAGGCGGACUUUGGCCAGCUGACUCCGGAGAACAGCAUGAAGUGGGAUGCUACUGAGCCCAGCCGGGGACAAUUCUCCUUCUCGGGGUCGGAUUACCUGGUCAACUUCGCCCAGUCCAACGGAAAGCUGAUCCGCGGCCACACUCUCGUCUGGCACUCACAGCUCCCAUCCUGGGUGCAAUCCAUCUACGAUAAGAGCACCCUAAUUCAAGUCAUGCAGAACCACAUCACCACCGUGAUGCAGCGCUACAAGGGCAAAGUCUACGCCUGGGACGUUGUCAACGAGAUCUUCAACGAGGAUGGCUCCCUUCGCCAGAGCCACUUCUACAACGUCAUCGGUGAGGACUAUGUGCGCAUCGCUUUCGAGACCGCUCGCGCGGUGGAUCCCAACGCAAAGCUUUACAUCAACGACUAUAACCUGGAUUCUGCCUCGUACCCGAAAUUGACCGGCCUAGUCAACCACGUCAAGAAGUGGGUCGCAGCUGGCGUCCCCAUCGAUGGAAUCGGUUCCCAAACCCACUUGAGCGCUGGUGCCGGCGCUGCCUCCUUUACAGCUCUCAAUGCUCUCGCCGGUGCAGGCACCAAGGAGGUCGCUAUUACCGAGCUCGACAUCGCUGGCGCUAGCUCCACCGACUACGUGAACGUCGUCAAGGCGUGUCUGAACCAGCCCAAGUGUGUCGGUAUCACCGUGUGGGGAGUCGCUGACCCCGACUCGUGGCGCUCCAGCUCCAGCCCUCUGCUCUUCGACAGCAACUAUAACCCCAAGGCUGCUUAUACCGCUAUUGCGAACGCUCUCUAG
Messenger RNA from Aspergillus uvarum CBS 121591, 984 nucleotides. RefSeq names its product endo-1,4-beta-xylanase. The transcript is spliced from 10 exons. Gene Ontology annotation, molecular function: hydrolase activity, hydrolyzing O-glycosyl compounds. Lineage: Eukaryota; Fungi; Ascomycota; Eurotiomycetes; Eurotiales; Aspergillaceae. Gene Ontology annotation, biological process: carbohydrate metabolic process. The coding region runs from base 1 to 984 and encodes 327 amino acids. The record is from RefSeq and is a predicted model, not a curated record.